Messenger RNA from Necator americanus (New World hookworm), 8637 nucleotides. RefSeq lists its product as uncharacterized. Gene Ontology annotation, biological process: intracellular protein localization; endocytosis; retrograde transport, endosome to Golgi. The record is from RefSeq and is a predicted model, not a curated record. The transcript has 75 exons. Gene Ontology annotation, cellular component: Golgi apparatus; endocytic vesicle; membrane. NCBI's taxonomy places the organism in Eukaryota, Metazoa, Nematoda, Chromadorea, Rhabditida, Ancylostomatidae. The coding region runs from base 1 to 8637 and encodes 2878 amino acids.
AUGCUGUUCAUUUACGUUCCUGAUUCAUUCACUUUUAUUUCUUGCACACAGUUGUUGGUCGAUCUCCUUUCUGCUUCUUUAUGGAUGGAAGACGAUAAAGUUAAUAUGGCGCUUGAUGACAUUAUCAAGCUCAAUAAAAGAAGGCGUGGUGCAAACGGAGCCGGCAGAAGCAAUGGAAGUGCGCAAAAGUUUAAGGGACGCACAUUUGCCGGUUCACGCGGGAGAGGUGCCCUUGCGCAACGUCGAGGUGCUCGCGCCAACUUUGGCAGGCGACGAGGUGCUCGCUCGGAGUCUGUACAGCACCGUAGUACUCGCUCCGAUAGCGCAAGCGUGUCAGUUGUGAACAAUGCUGCUACCAGACGUUUUGUUAAGAACCUCGUCAAUAAAACGAUCAAAAGGAUGCGAGCUAAAGCAGCAACAGCGAGUCGCGCUGAUACAGUUCUCACAGGGAUUGGUGCGAGAUCACGUGGUAUUCGUAAGAGAGUCCUGGGCGUUCCGCGCAUUGUCAUAAGAGGACCCAGAGGAAUUCGUUCUGCUGUUCAGCGUCGGGUUGAAGAGCGACCCGAACAGGUUGUGUACGAGACUGUGCGCGUUGUGGACCCUCAGCCUGCUCCAGUCCGUGUGAUUCGUCGACGUGAAAAUGCCCAACGUGGAGCACUUCAAGCGCCCCGUCGUUUCCUUCAACAGAGAUCGGCACAGUUCCAACGCCAGAGGAGUCGUGUCAUCGUACAACAGCCUGCAAGAACGAGCAGAGCCUUCCUCGAUCGGGAUAUUGUUGUAUAUCCGAACGGCAACAGCAGAGCUCCUGUACGCAGAGCAAAUGUUGUCUACGUAGAUGAUCAAAUGAGCUCCAGAGUGCAGCGUUCUGCUCAAAGCAAUGUACAGUUUGUCAGAAAGAGACCUAGUCGGCAAUAUAUGUCAUAUGAUGACAUUGACGACGACGUGGACAGUUACCCCUCAACCAGCAGAUUUUCUGGAAAUGGCAGGAUGAAACGGAAGGGGCGUGGUUUUGACGUUCGCGCGUCGCUUCGAGCGCAACCGCUUACGCAACUGCAUGGUGCUUCAUGUCGCUUUGACCCGACUAUAAGACAAUCCGUUCAUUUACAUUUGGUUCGGCUGGCUGCCAACGAUGCUGCUCAUUCGGAGUCCAAUGACAUUGACUACAUUACCUUCCUAAUGACAACCAUUCGCAACUUCGUCCGAUGUGCCGUGGAAGACUUCCGGACUUUGCAUGCACAUUUGGACAGCCUGAGGUAUUUGAAGCGUCGAGAGCUCAAUAUUGUCGAACAAGUAUUUGUGCAUCGGAACGUGGCACGCAUCACAGAUUUUCUGGAGGAGCUAAAGGAGAAGACUGGGUACCAUGUAUGUUUCUUGCGCGGAUGCAAAGACAAUACUGUAUCGUCAUUUUUCGAAAGCGGUCUUGCUGUGGUUCCCCUUCCUGAACUGCGUGGACGUCACUUCGAAGAGAUAUUGUCCCAGAAUUCUUCUGAUGAGAUGAGUUCUCUUGGUUUCGCUGCUGGAGCUGCUCUUCAUGAAAUUGGUCACUUGUUCGGCGCAUUUCACUCAUAUCAGGGAAUUAUGAGCGAACAACCAAAUGCCAUUUUAUUGUUUGGAACUAAAGUAAACGGGCAACUCGAAAAUAUUCCUGAGUGUUUCUUCGACAACUACUCUAUCUGCUUAUUCGCGCACGGACCAUUUUUUAACGAACCGAUCAACCGUGGAACCCACUCGCCAGUUCUUUUCAAAUUAUCGAAGGCAGUAUUGCACAUAAAGUGCGAGGAGGGCAUUCUCUUAGUUGUUAUAAUUCAGGACACUGCUUAUCGAGACCUGAAGAUUUUCGAUGCGUCACAAACCUCAGUAACGAUCAACGUCGAUGAACGAAGUUGGGAUCUCAUUCAAAGAAUGAAUAAAACUGCUGAGAAACUAAUGGCGUACAGAAAAGGAAACAAAGUAAAAGAUGAUAAAUCGGUACGAAAUAUCUCACCCUCGUCGUCAGUGCACGAGCUGGAGAACAAGCGCGGCAUUCAGCGGUCACCAGGGAUUUGGCAGCGUCUGAAUAUCGAUAUUCUUGAUGCGCCACCACUUCGUACUUGGCGGAAGUGCUUAGAAACUAAUCCUCGAUCAACUCUUGUUGCUACAUUUCUCGUCUACCUCAUCGGACAAAUCUACUUCGUUUGGCUUCAAUUUGGACUCGUAUUCUUCGCCUUUUCUAUUCUCGCCGCAAUUUGUCUUAGCCUUGGAAAUCGCAGUGAAGGAGAGAUGUCUGCUUACUCCGUAUUCAAUCCUAACUGCGAAUUGAUUAGCCUCGUCACAACCAGGAUCAUUGGUGUUCCUCGAGUCUUGUUGUGCUGGCUGGAAGAAGACGCCAUUUGUCGAUUCUCCCUAUCUUUCUUAUCCAUGGAUGAAUCUCACAGUUUGUUACUUAAUGAGGAAGCGUUAAGGCAAUGUCCGGAUGCGAAAAAACCGGUCUUUCUCUAUGAAUGGCUGCGAUAUUUGGAUCGGAUUUUACCAGUAACUCAAAGAUCGGACCUGAAGUCUAUACAACCACAAUUAGUACAGCAGUUGUUAUCACGUGUAACGUCCAUAAAUGGACCGCCGAUACGAUAUUUGCUUGCCAGAUGUUUGGCACGAAUAUAUCUCAUUGGUGACAGCUCAACUUUUGGUGACACACUGAAUCUAUGCAAUGAUACAUUGAAGAUCAAAGAUGAUUCACCGAGCCAACUUCCCGCGAAACUUGCUGCGCUCGCCUGUAUUGCUUCGUUCUAUGAAACUAUGGGAAGAUGUGGAUCAAGUUUUGUGGAUACCUUUCCUAUAAUGGUUAAGUGGCUGAAAAUCGCUGAGUCUCAAGGACGUGCUGAAAUUCUCAUGACUUUGUCAAGUAUGGUAAGCGGACUUGGCUCUGGCGCUUCGAAUUUCCACAAAGACGUCUACAAAGCUGCGAAAGCACACCUGGCCGAUCGUGUAAUGCCUGUGCGGACGGCAGCAUUACAAUGUUUAACGGCUCUGGUACCAGUGUAUCCACCUUUAUAUUCAACAGAGCUUGAGGCCGUUGUAACUCUUUGUACGAAAGCCCUUGAUGGUUCGAAUUAUGAGACAAGACUGGCAGUAGCAAAGUUACUGGGUGUCCUUCUAGCGACAACAUUACAACCUCCUCCACCACCUAUCGCAAUCGGCAAGCCUACAGCGAAUGCUCGAGCUGCCCCAAUACGCCCGAUCCCACUGGAAGACGCUUUACAUUUACUAGCUGGCGGAUUUCUACGUGGUGGCAUUGGAGGAUUUCUUAAAGGAGGUUCAAAUUGCAGCACCGCGACUGUCGGUGGUCAAAAGGAUGUACGAGCAGGCAUCGCCAUGGGCUAUGUUGAACUUAUGCGAGAAAUGGGUGCGUUGUGGUUGGAACGUAACCUCUCGGUUAUUUGUCGUCAUCUACUCGAACUAGCAGCGAAAUGCGGUGGACUUGCUUAUACGAAUUCUCCACCUCAAGCAGCGGAAGCAAUUUUUCUUAGAAGGUGUGUUUCAUACAUACUGCGAGCGACUGUGGGAACAAUGCUUAGUGAACAAGCCCAAAUUACUGCUUGUAAAUAUCUUGGGCAGCUCCUAGCCGAUUAUAUCAACUCGUUCGAUUACUCAGUUGAACCUGGAGUUGAACGGAUACUUGGUGCAGAAGCAUAUUCCAGCGCUCAAGCGGCUGUGGUGGCUACGCUAGAGUUGUCGAACCUUGUUCGACAGAUUGGGACAGCUGUUACGCCGCUAUUCGUUGAAGCAUCUGGCAUCAUGGAACCAGUAUUCGCCUGCCUACUUCAUCCUAUUGUUUCGGCUCGAACUGCUACGGCUUGGUGCCUUAGGUGUAUCACUAUGGCUGUACCAAGUCAACUUACGCCACUUAUUGAUCGAUGUCUUAGCAGGCUCGAGCACAUGAAAUCGUGCACCGACGCCAUUAGCGGGUAUUCGCUGGCCCUGGCUGCAUUGGUAGCAGCAGCCUCUGAUUGUAAAUUAGGGAUUCCACACGGGAAACCCAAACAGGUACUAUCCUGCGCUGAAGACAUGUUGAAGACGGCAACUCAACAGAGUCGCUUAGCUGUGGCGAAGAUCAAUGCAGGAUAUAUAUUGCUGAAUGCUGUGGUUUCGAUGGGAACAUCUGUUGUGAAAGAAAACAUGCCAAGGAUUAUCCAGCUUUGGAGAACUGCGUUCCCACGAAGCACUAAAGAAGCUGAGGCUGAGAAAGGGCGAGGGGAUGCGUUUUCCUGGCAAUGUGCACUCGAACAACGUGCCGGUGCUUUGGGAGUAAUGUUAGCUGUGGCGAAUCAACGAGAGUUAGCUGAUGAUGAAGCCAUAAAAGCAAUGUUGCUUCCGAUAGAAUGCGCUCUUGUCAUGAGCUCGCAGGUUGGAACUCUUAUAAGGUCAUAUGGUACAAAAAUGAGGGCUUUAAUUAGCUGCGUUCGAGUUCGUGUCUAUCAGUUGCUAAUAUUGUUACCACCGAAAAGCUACGAACAAAUGUUCCAUUCUCUUCUCCGUGAACUAGUCGCUGAGGUGACCCUCUCAGAUGAUCAGGGAUCUCAAAUGAUGACGGCCGUAGCGGGGUUAUUGUGCUCAGGGGCAGAGCACACUCUUCUAGCCCCAUGGAGUGGAGGAGCGACUGAUCAAGCAUUGGUGGAAGACCAGUUGCAAACACUUUCACACAUUGGCAGCGGUGCUCUUGAAAAUGACUCGACCUGCCUUAUUAGUGGCUCUGCAAAAGAUGUGCAUAACCUUUGGCCAGAACCUGACACACCUCAAGCAGCUUGCUUGGAUGCGGCCAUACAGGCAUAUGGAAAGGUCUUCCCGAUGAUCCCGGACCGACAAAAGCUUCAAAUCACUGAGCACUUCGCAGAUGUAAUAAAGAAUUGCAAGCAUGCUCAGCGCCAACAAGCGAUAAUGCUUAACGUCUUGUGUGCGUUGGCGUUAGCGUUUCGUGGUGUGACAGAAUCACGUGGAGGUGCUCGCAUGGACAGCGAACCUCUGAGAAAAGCGAGUACUGCGUUGGUAGAGUCAGCUCUGGAGACAGGAACGACACCGUUAGUAAGAGCAGCAGCGGCAGAAGCUCUAGGAAGGCUUGCACAAGCUGUUGGAGAUCCACAGUUUGUUGCUCUGCGAGCACAGGCUUGUUUUGACAAACUUCGUGCAUUCCGUGACGGUCGUCGAGCAGGAUAUGCGCUGGCUUUAGGGUGCAUCCACCGACAUGUAGGAAGUUUAGGUAGUGGACAGCACUUGCAUACUGGUGUGUCGGUCUUGUUUGCCUUGGCUAGAGAUCACAAUGCACCGUCGGUGCAGGCUUGGGCAAUGGUAGCGCUAUCGUUAAUAGCUGAGACUGGCGGUGGAAUGUUCCGCGGAUAUGUUGAGUUAGCAUUAAGUGAUUGCCUCACCUUACUGCUGAAUACGCAAUCAUCGAACGUCGAGGUGGUACAAGGAAUAGGGAAGCUCCUAACUGCUUUGAUGACAUGCGUCGGCCCGGAAUUAGGUUCGUGUGGUACCAUAGAAGGCGUUCGAUCGUCGUUGCUGGCAGCGUGUGCUAUCCAGUUAUCUCAUCCUGAUCCACUCAUCAAAUCGGAGGCGAUUGGAGGUCUUCAGCAGAUGCAUCUAUAUGCUCCACGAUAUGUCAAUCUCGCCCAUUUGGUUGUAGAUAUAGCUACAUUCUUGACUAGUCAACACCUUUGCUUACGAAAGGCUUCGGUUUGUUGCCUAAGACAACUUGUCCAGAGAGAAGCUAGAGAGGUUCGAGAGCACGCACAAGUGCUUGUGCCCCAAGGCGUCGUAGAUGAAGGGAAGAAACUCCCACUACCCGAUACCGGUCUCGAAGGUGCACUUUUCGAUAUGCUAGAUGUAGAGACGGACCCGACUCUAAGAGCGCAUGUCCAGGAGACUAUAGUUUCGCUAGUACAAGCUACCUGCAGUGAGCUUUUGAACCAAUGGCUGCUGCUUUGCAAGGACAUUCUGGCAACAUCCAGUGAUAAUACGAGGAGCACUAUGUUUGUUGGUGAAGAAAAAGCAGGAAAAGAAGGAGAUGAAGACGAGGAAGGCGGUGAUGACGAUGAUGCGACACUUCAAGUUGGCGGUUCGAGAUCAGCUGUUCCUGACAAAGGCAAAGUGCAACCACGUUGGCCCACCAGAGUGUUUGCAACCCAGGUGGUUCAAAGGCUAAUGAGUGUCUGCGAUACAGAAAGGGCCCACCUAGAUUUAUCACUAGCAAAAGAACUACAAAUGUCGUCUGGAGGUCGCGCUGAUUAUCUGGUGCUCCAUUUAUCGGAUCUCGUAAGAAUGUCUUUCAUGGGCGCUACUAGUGACAAUACAGAGCUGAGAUUAGCUGGCUUGAACUCAUUGCAGGAUGUGAUCACGCGGUUUUCUACGGUACCAGAACCGGAAUUUCCUGGACACGUCAUACUAGAACAAUUUCAAGCCCAGGUUGGAGCAGCUCUUCGACCAGCGUUUACUGAAGAUACACCUAGUCAUGUGACCGCAGCAGCAUGUCAGGUUUGCAGUACAUGGAUCGGUAGCGGUGUGGCGAGAGAUUUAAAUGAUCUGCGACGUGUCCACCAGCUACUUGUUUCCUCCCUCGGCAAGUUGAAACACGGUUCCAUCAAUACCCAGCUCUACAGCGAAAGCGCUGCGACUUUAGAGAAAUUGUCUAUCUUAAAAGCAUGGGCGGAGGUGUAUGUCACAGCUAUCGCUCAGGAAGAACGUCAAGAAGUCAGGAUGGACUCAACUGGAGAUGACGAAGACAUGGGUUACGUGAGCUCUUCGGAAAGUUUGUUAUCAUUGGUGCGUCCCGAACUCGAUUCUCUUGUGUGCUAUUGGUUGGCGGCGCUGCGAGACUCCGCCUUACUAUCGCUUCCAGUGCAGUUCUCUGAUCAAAUGCCUGCUUCUGGUGGUGCGUUUUAUAAAGCGGAGAGUGUGGAGGCUUGCCGAGAAUAUUAUCGUAACAGUUGGCCACCGAUUCUACUUGCACUAGCUAUGUGGUUGAGCAAGACAAACUUUGAACUGCCAGAGAAUGCCGAGGCUCCUCAAACCUGGCCGGACAACCGAAGGGAACCUAGAUUCCAUCUAAUGAUGGGAAUUGCUGUUGAAGCGUUAUGCAGCAGGACUAUCUAUGCUGAUGAUCAUACGAUACAGAGCUGCGUUCGAGCGGUCCACGCUUUGCUGCAGUGUGAAUGGUGCCAACUGCAGCUUAUGUCGGAUAUACGCUUACCUAUCGAAUUGUGUAAUGUUCUCCACAGGCUCAUUCUAACGCGCGACAAUCUUGCCACCCAACAACUUUGUGUCGGUUGUGCUCACGCCAUUCUCGACGCUGCUCGAUGUUCAAUUCGGAUAAAUGCUAGUGAAGAUAUUGAAAAUGGCAAUUUGCCGAGCCCCACAACCAGCUCGGAUGAUCGACCAAAAAAUCUUUAUGCAGGCGGCGAAGGUGAUGAUGGCAUUGCACAGGGCGCAACGCUUACUUUCGCCAUGAUGGAACUAUGCUUGUGUGUAAUGGUGCGGCAGAUGCCACAGAUAAACUCUGCCCAAAUGAAGAGCAAGUCCUUGGCUCCACUACAUAUGCGUCGAUUUGGAAGAUUGCCUAUUGAAAGUGCUAGUUUGCUCAGGAGUGGGAUUCAGUUACUUGUUAACGUGCCGUCACUUUGCUCGUCAAAAGGCCGUCUCAUCAUACUUCCUAGCAUUCUUUACCUCAUUAUCGGUCUCAUCCGGGAAUCAGCAAGAGUGGAUGAGAAUAGUGUCGUCCCGGAUCUACCACCUGGACAUCUGACUGUAGUUGCAACGACGGCUCUUCAGGCACUCCGCAACCUAGCGUCUACUCCACCCACUGACACAACUCUUUCUGCUUGGAUCACCAUGAUGCAGAGCGCCUUGUACUCAAUUCUUUUAAUUUGUGAUGGUGAAUUUCGCAAGGACGAAUGUGUGCUUAUGCUGUCUUGUGUAGUACUUGCUUCUGUGGCUCCUCGACCAGUAGUAGUCGGCCAUCGUGAGAGCUUCCAUCGGCUGGUGCGGCUCAUUCGAUCGCAAUUGCAUAGCGAAAAUCCACAGAUCGUCUCCAAAACCCUUCAAUCGCUGUCUUCAUUAUUUGCACGGCGAGACAUCAAUGGUCCUUUCAUUUCUUUGUUAGGAAGAGACGUAUUCAACGUAGUACGGCCGUUGGUAACCGGAGAAGAUGUAAUGAGGAAUGUCAAAGAUAUCUCGGAAGAACAGCUGCCAAUUGUCCAGGAUGCAUUCAAGACCUUGGAAGUAUUAGUGACAGUAGCGGAUGAGAAGAGGAAGUUCUCGAUGGUUUCACUGCUGACCCAGUCUUUGUGCCGUUUGUUAUGCGCUACUACAGCUGAUGAAUGGCGAUUAUUAAGUCAGCCAGCUAGAAAGAUUCAUGAGUUUGCCUUGCAGCGGUUGAAUGCCGUUGCUCCAGCGUGGCCGAUAGAAUUCAAGCAGGUGUUAGCAUCGCAUCCUACGUUGAAAAAACGGUUGGAAACUGCAUUAUUGUUGCAGUCCAGCCGUCAGGUGCAGGCGCAACAAGUGGCUAAGGCAAAGGCAGUUGCUGCAGAGUCAAAGACUGUUCAUCUAACCCAACAGCCAACGAUCAAGCUUACUAUGGAUUUCAAUGCGUUUGGGAAAGCUGCUUCGUAG